CCCGGGGAGCGCGCCAUGGCCUCGCCGGUGACCGCCCUGCUCCUGCCGCUGGCCCUGCUGCUCCAUGCCGCCACGGUCCUCGAGUCAUUCUCGUUCCGGAUGUCGCCGGUGCAGGUGCAGGCUCGCCUGGGCGAGAAGGUGAAGCUGCACUGCGAGGUGCUGCAGUCCAGCAUGACGUCGGGCUGCUCCUGGCUCUACCAGAAGCCCGGGGCCGCCUCCAGACCCAUCUUCCUGGUGUACCUCUCCGGCAUGCGGUCCAAGCCGGCCGAGGGGCUGGACACCGAUUACAUCUCCGGCACCAAGGCCGAGGGCGCCAACUUCCACCUCACUCUGCACCGCUUUCGCGAGGAGGACCAAGGCUACUAUUUUUGCUCGUUCAUGAGCAACUCGGUUAUGUACUUCAGCAAUUUCGUGCCUGUCUUCUUGCCAGCGAAGCCCACCACGACGCCGGCGACGCCACCAUCCACGCGGGCGCCCACCAAAGCGUUGCAGACUGCGUCUCCGCGCCCAGAGGUGUGCCGGCCCUCGGCGGGCAGCGCAGACACAAGGGGGCUGGAUUUCUCCUGCGAUAUCUACAUCUGGGCGCCCCUGGCCGGGACCUGUGCCAUCCUUUUCCUGUUACUGGUCAUCACGGUCAUCUGCCACCGUCGGAACCGAAGACGCGUCUGCAAAUGUCCCAGGCCUGUGGUCAGACAGGGAGGCAAGCCCAGCCCUUCAGAGAGAUGCACCUAACAUGGCGAGGGGCCCCGCGUGACAGCCA
This is a messenger RNA of Physeter macrocephalus (sperm whale), 760 nucleotides long. RefSeq names its product CD8 subunit alpha (gene CD8A). Bases 16 to 732 code for a protein of 238 amino acids. Gene Ontology annotation, biological process: cell surface receptor signaling pathway; T cell mediated immunity; cytotoxic T cell differentiation. Gene Ontology annotation, cellular component: external side of plasma membrane. The record is from RefSeq and is a predicted model, not a curated record. The transcript is spliced from 6 exons. NCBI's taxonomy places the organism in Eukaryota, Metazoa, Chordata, Mammalia, Artiodactyla, Physeteridae.